AUGAUAUCCUCCGUUCUUCCGUUUAUGUUCUUUGUUCUUUCUAAUAAUAUUGUUAUUGGCCAAAAAAAAAAAAAACAACAACAACAACAACAACAACAACAACAACAACAACAACAACAACAACAACAACAACAACAACAACAACAACAACAACAACAACAACAACAACAACAACAAUGGAGAGAGAGAAAGGGAGACAACACGAGGAGCGAAGACAAAUGGCACACCAAAUAA
This is a messenger RNA of Closterium sp. Yama58-4, 234 nucleotides long. The record is from the annotation of a GenBank genome assembly. Lineage: Eukaryota; Viridiplantae; Streptophyta; Zygnematophyceae; Desmidiales; Closteriaceae.